Molecule: messenger RNA, 2835 nt
Organism: Paramecium pentaurelia
Lineage: Eukaryota; Ciliophora; Oligohymenophorea; Peniculida; Parameciidae
Source: the annotation of a GenBank genome assembly
UAUGAUACGAGGAUAUACAUCCGUAUUGAGAAAAUCACUUUGGUAUUUACCAUCAAUGGGAUUCUCAAAGAAAUUGGGUAUUGGAGAAGCAUCCAGUGUAUUAGAAGAUAAAAUUAAAAAUAUUUCCUAAUUGGUAAAGGAUUAUAGUGAUAAAUUAGAAUGACAUCAAAGAAUAUGGUACAGUUAUCUCUAUUGGUGAUGGUAUUGCUAGAGUUUUUGGAUUGACAUAAGUUUAAGCAGGAGAAAUGGUUGAAUUCAGUUCAGGAGUAAGAGGUAUGGCCUUGAAUUUGGAAACAGAUAAUGUUGGUAUUGUCGUGUUGGGUAAUGACAGGUAAUUCAUUUUAAUUCAUUUAUUCUAGAGAUAUCUAAGAAGGAGAUAUUGUCAAAAGAACAGGAGCAAUUGUUGAUGUCCCUAUUGGAAUGGAAAUGUUGGGAAGAGUAUUUGAUGCACUUGGUAAUCCAAUUGAUGGACAUGGUCCAGUCAAAACAAAUGCAAGAAGAAGAGUUGAAUUAAAAGCACCAGGAAUUAUUCCAAGAAAGAGUGUCCAUGAACCAAUGUAAACAGGAUUAAAGGCUGUUGAUUGUUUAGUUCCUAUUGGAAGAGGAUAAAGAGAAUUGAUUAUUGGUGAUAGAUAAACAGGAAAGACUGCUAUUGCUAUUGAUACAAUUAUCAAUUAAAAACCAAACUUUGAUUCUGGUGACAAGAAUAAAUAAUUAUAUUGCAUUUACGUUGCUAUUGGUUAAAAGAGAUCAACUGUUGCUAACUUAGUCAAAAUUCUUACAUAAGCUGGUGCUAUGAAAUAUACAAUUGUGGUUGCAGCCACAGCCUCAGAAGCUGCUCCACUUUAAUAUUUAGCACCAUAUUCUGGUUGUGCUAUUGGAGAAUAUUUCAGAGAUAAUGGAAUGCAUGCUCUUAUUAUUUAUGACGAUCUUUCUAAAUAAGCCGUUGCUUAUAGAUAAAUGUCAUUAUUAUUGAGAAGACCACCAGGCAGAGAAGCCUAUCCAGGUGAUGUCUUUUAUUUGCAUUCCAGAUUGUUAGAAAGAGCAGCUAAACUUAAUGCAGAAAAUGGAAAUGGAUCCUUAACUGCCUUACCAGUCAUUGAAACAUAAGCUGGUGAUGUCUCAGCUUAUAUUCCAACCAAUGUUAUUUCUAUUACUGAUGGAUAAAUUUUCUUGGAAACUGAAUUGUUCUUUAAGGUAUCAUAAAUUCUAAUUUAAUUUAAGGGUAUUAGACCAGCUAUCAAUGUCGGUUUGUCAGUGUCAAGAGUCGGAUCAGCUGCUUAAAUCAAAGCCAUGAAAACAGUUGCUGGUAGACUUAAGUUAGAAUUGGCUUAAUACAGAGAAGUUGCUGCAUUUGCCUAAUUUGGUUCAGAUUUGGAUGCAGCUACCUAAUAAUUAUUAAAUAGAGGUGCUUAAUUGACUGAAUUACUUAAAUAAAAAUAAUACGUAAUUAUUUAUAGGAAUCAUAUUAUAGGUCCCAAUGUGUGCUGAAGAAUAAGUUUGUGUCAUUUAUGCUGGUGUCAGAGGAUUUUUGGAUAAAGUAUAAACUUCAGAAAUUGCAAAAUUUGAAGAGAAAUUCCUCACUCAUCUCAGAACCAAUUUCCCAGCUAUGUUAGAAAGAAUUAGAAGGUAUUUGUUAUAAUAAUAACUUUAGUACUGGUGAAUUAAGCAAAUAAGAUGAUGCUGAAUUGAAAAGUAUCUUAGAAGUCUUCAUCCCUGAAGCUGGUCUUGCUAUGAAAUAGUGAUCAAUUAUAAAUAAUAAUACAAUAUAUAAAAUAAUAAUUUAUUAGUAUGUAAAUUACAUUUGCACAAAUAAGACCUUUAUAACUUGGAUAAUCUCUCUAUGUAACAGGAAAUUGCAAUGAGUUAGGACAUUGGAAUCCUGAUAAAGCAAUUAAAUUAAAUUAUAAUGAGACUAAUUUGUGGUUAUGUUAAAUUUAUAUUAAUAUUGAAAAUGUAGUUGAAUAUAAGUACUUUGUAGCAUAAACAAAUAAUCCCACAUAAGACAUAAAAUGGGAUGAAGGAAAUAAUAGAGUUCUUGAUAGAAUGAUGAAUACUGAAUAGCUAAAAAUUAUGACAUUUAAUAUAAGAUAUGAUUGUAAAGAGGAUGGAAAGAAUGAUUGGAAUCAUAGAAAAUAAAUUGUUUACAAAUUAAUAAAAUAAAUUAAUCCUGAAAUAUUUGGAUUAUAAGAAGUACUUGCUCAUUAACAAGCAGAUUUAUUAUAAAAUUUAUAAGUGAAUUAUAAUUCUAUAGGCAGAGGGAGAUAGUGUAAUUUUUGGGAUGAUGAAGCAUGCCCUAUUUAUUAUGAUAUGAUUAAAUAUAAUUUAAUUUAGGCUGAAAUAUUUUGGUUUUCAGAUACACCACAUAUUGCAGGAUCAAAAAGUUAUGGUAAUGGAUUUCCUCGAAUAUGCACACAUGUUUAAUUAUUGCAUAAACAAAGUCAAAAAAUAUAUCAUGUUUACAAUGCCCAUUUUGAUCAUGAAAAUAAAAUUUCAUAGAUUAAGUCAGCUGAGUAAAUUAAAAGACAUAUUUAAUAAUAUUGUUCUCCUGAAGAUAAAAUUAUUGUAAUGGGAGAUUUGAAUAGUUUACCAUUAAGCGAGCCGGUUAAAAUCUUGACUUCUUCUAUAUGGUAAGAUUUUAAAUUAGAAAAUACAAUUGGUAUUAUAGAUAUGCCAUUAGCAACAUAUCAUGCAUGGUAUGGAUUAAAAUUAGGCAUACAUAUAGAUUAUAUUUUCUUGGGUAAUCUUAAGUAGAAGAAUAUGAUGAUUAUAAAUGAUUAAAUUAGUGGAUAAUAUGCAUCAGAUCACUUUCCAAAAGUUAUAGUUUGUGAAUGA